AUCCUGCAGCCGGAAGAGGAUGUGGUAUUCUUUGUGCUGGACGCUCACAAGCCGACAGAUGUGUGUAAUGUGUACAGUGAUGGGCAGGUGCGGUUGGUAUACAAAGAUGAAGAAGAAGACAUUCCCAAUUUUGAUGACAUAUUCAGGGAUGAUGAGGAUGAGAAUGAAGAGGAGGUAGGGGAAGGUCGCGAGGGCCUGGAGGCUCUGGUGGAGCGACGACGCGAGCGCAAGGCGUGGGAGGAGAAGCGGAACACACUCAUGUUCAACUACACACAGUUUUCAUACUAUGGGAAGCCAAGCGCAUGCGUAGCGCUGGACGUGUCGUGGCGGCUGAGCCGCGCAGGCGUGGCGGCGGCGUGGUGCUGCGGCGUGGCGCUGGAGGCGGCGCCGCGCUGCACCAGCGCUCUCCGCCGCGCGUGCCUGCUCGACGCCGCCGCGUACACGCCAUGCUCGUGCAGCCAGAAUAAUAUGUGCCUGCCAUGCUGUACCCCGCCUGUGGUCGCUGGAGGUGCGCUGAGGCACGCGCCGGACGUGGGCCCGCACCUCCGCCUGCACACCGUUGCAGGAGCCUCCAGGCUAAGGCAACUGCUUGUUGAUAUGGGGUGCCGCUGCAGCAGGCGCGGCAGGCGUGGCGCGCGAUGGACGCGGAGGUGCGCGGCGGCGCGCGCGAGGCGCUGGCGGCGGCGGGCGCGCGCCUGCAACUGUGCGAGCGCAGCGCCGCGCGUGGCUCCGCUGCUCACGCGCCCGCACGCGCCGCCGCUCGCCGCGCUCGACCUCGUCUUCUGCCUGCUGGCGCUGCUCGAACAUGAGACACUCAACCGCGCCGAAGGUUUCCAGCAUGCGCUAGCAGCGCUGGAGACCGACAACGGCGACAACGAAACCGGCGGCUUGGCUGGACGGCGGCGCGACGCAGCCACUGAGGCGAUGGUGCGGCUCGUCAACAACACGCUCAGUGCAAGGACGCUACACCGCGCUGGACCGUUCAAUUAUUUUAUUGUGCAAGAGGGCACCCCAGAGGCUGCGAUAGUGUGCGGUCCGCUGUGGCUCGGCGUGGCGGCGCGCUGGGCGGCGGCGGCGGCGGGUGCGGUGCGCGGGCGCGGCGGGGCGCAGCCGCUCGUGGCGAGUGCGGGCCGCAGCGACGGGGCGGCGUUACUGCUGGGCGUGCCGCCGCGAUCCCAGCACGAGCCGCGCAAUCUAUUUGGUGCAGCAUUCGAGCAGGCGGCCACUAAGAGCGGCGUGUCGAUCUCUCUCGACUAUUUUGACUCGUCGGUCGUGUUUCUCCCCACAUCACAACGUGCGCAGUUCCUCGACGCACUGACGGCGCUCCUCGCGUGACAGUGUAGUGAAUCUAGUUCUACUUUAAGUUCUGUUAUAUUAAUAUGGUUACUAGUUAAAUUUUCAAAGAUAUAAGUUAAAAAAAAUAAGUGCCUAUUGAAUUUGUGCAACCUGGGGUUAUGUGCCUUGAAACAAUUUUAGCUUAUUGACACAUCCGCCAUAUAAGUUACAUCUAGUUUUCUAUUUAGUUAAAAUGAGCUCCUUUUUGACUUGAAAAAUAAAAAAUUAAGAAUUCCUAUGCAAUUUCAUGACCCUCUUAGGAAUUGUGAUAUAAUUGGAUGAUAUAAAAAUUAUACAGUGUACUAUUCAAUUUAGUUAUUCGUACUUUUAAUAAUUUUAAUAGUAUAUUUGAUUAAUACAUUGUGUUGCCCUAGUGUUAAAGGACUAUAUAUUAAUUUACCGGUUUGUGUGAUGUAACUAGUAUUUGUGAGUAAGUCUGCUGGUAAGACUUUUAUCAAAAACAAAUUCAGAAUAAACCAAAUCAUGGAAUUAAAAUAAUUUUAGCGUGGAUGAAUUUAUAGCAUUUAACUUUGACAACACUCCCAGUGGCAUUUAGUAAAUAUGUUAUUCAUUUUAGGCUACAACUUUAUUAUGAAUCUAACAGCUAGUCAAUGAAUAUGGGGACAAAUAAUAAAUUGUUGCCGGUCAAUUUUAAAUUAAUUGGUCCAAAUUAUAUUAUCUUAAGUUAUUAUUCAUAAGUAUGCAUAUAAUAUUGUAAGAGAUAAGUGACAAGAUCGAACCACACAAUAAGGAUAAUUUCACACAAUCUUUAGGAAACAUUCAGAAAAGGCCUUAUUCAUGACUUGUAGUGCUGAAGACAUACAAACAGACUGAAUUGAAUUUUCUUGUCAUUAUAAAGGGUAUAAACAGAAGUGUGCAAGAAAGAAAACAUCUUGCCUACUGGAAAGAUCUCUUUAUAAAAUUCUGAUUGGUCUAUAUGACGUGGCAGUUUUAAAUGUGUAAAUGAGUUAAGGAUGUGUUAUUUGCUAUUAUAAUGCUGUUUGGUCAUUACCAUAGACACAGGAAGAUGGUAUUGGCUGUAUAUUUGAUGGUGUCUUCCACACACUGAAAUUUUUUGUGAGGGUUUUUCUAUGUCCAGUCUGUUUUAUCUUUUAGUGCUACACUGUUGGUCAUAGAGUUCCAGUGAAGCAUUUGAUUUAGUUUAUGAAAUAUUUCAAUAAAUGUUUACUUGCUAAAAAUAAAUAUAAAUUUUGGUGUAUAAUGGUAUGAUUUGUGUAAAUGGAUUGAUGUAAAAUAAAAAAUUAUCUAUGAUUCCCACCUUAUGGUUUUGACACUGAUAUUGUUAUGUAGUUAGAUUAGUAUUUAUUAAUAGUUUUGUGUAAUAAAAGUAACUUAUAAUAAAAA
Molecule: messenger RNA, 2700 nt
Organism: Manduca sexta (tobacco hornworm)
Lineage: Eukaryota; Metazoa; Arthropoda; Insecta; Lepidoptera; Sphingidae
Product: cell division control protein 45 homolog
Exons: 9
Biological process (GO): DNA replication initiation; double-strand break repair via break-induced replication; mitotic DNA replication preinitiation complex assembly
Cellular component (GO): DNA replication preinitiation complex
Molecular function (GO): DNA replication origin binding; single-stranded DNA binding; chromatin binding
Source: RefSeq, a predicted model, not a curated record